GCAAAAUACGUCUCCUUAAAACAAGCCUGAAUCAAAAUUAAACCAAUUCUUUCUUUCCCGUCUUUCACUCUCAGCCUCUCCUUCUUCGUUUCCUAAAACUCCUUUUUUUCUUUGGCUCUAUCUUUAGAUUAUUUUUUUCCUUUUUCUCUUCCUCAGAUCUCUCCUUUCAUUGAUCCUCUGUUUUAUUAUCUCUCUCUCUGAGGUUGUUUUUCGGAGAAGGAAUCGUGUAAAACCCUUCUUUCAAAUCUACCAAAAUUCUCAGAUUUUUUUUUCCUUAGGUUUUGUGUGUUUUUUUGCAUGGUCUAGUGGAUGAUGAUAACGUUUGUUUUCUGAAAUUUUAGUGUUUUUUUUUAUUAUUAUUGUGACGUUUCUGGGUACGAUAAUAUAGAAAAUUUUAUAAAUUAUUUGGGUCAAAUGAUAAUAGUGGCCAACGCGUCGGUGUCUUAGGGUUUACUUUUUUUUUUUUAAUAUAAAUUUUCUUGUUGAAUUAUUGGCUUUUCACAUUUUGGAAUUCGAUUUUCUAAAACAAUAUUGAAAAUUUCAACGCUCUAAUUGAAGAGAAUUUUAGCUUGUGGAAUUUUUUUCUGGUACUAUAUUAUGUCAUACUAGAAUCUGUAGUGUCAGAAGAACGUGUGCUGGGGUUGGUGUAAUAGUUUAAAAAAAAAAAUCUUACAAAAAAAAAUAAAUAAAUAAAAUUCAGCCUCUCUGAUCAUUUUUUGUUUUUUAAUCAUUGUUUACAAAUUUGCUAAAUUCUCUUUUAGUAAAAAAAAAAUUGAUGAUGAUGAAAAUUUUGAUUAGUUCUGGGGUUGUGUUUGGUGAUUACUUGAACCAAGAAGUCUGAUUGAAUUUUUAGGGGUUGCUUUGAGUUGUGUCUCUGCGUGUUUGGAGAUUGUUUCACAAGGAAGCAAAAGCAGACAUGGAAACAAGAAACGAGACAAAAGCUUCACCGGAAAACAACCUCAGAAACAGAGGAGGAGCUGUUGGGAACAACAGCAAGAAAGACAUGAUUUUCCGAGCUGACAAGAUCGAUUUGAAGAAUUUAGACAUCCAGCUUGAGAAACAUCUGAGUAGGGUUUGGUCGAGAAGCAUUGAGAAGAACCCUAAGCCUAAAGAAGAGUGGGAAAUCGAGUUGGCUAAAUUGGAGAUGAGGAAUGUUAUUGCUCGUGGUGCUUAUGGUAUUGUCUACAAAGGCAUCUAUGAUGGCCAAGAUGUUGCAGUGAAAGUGCUUGAUUGGGGAGAAGAUGGUUACGCUACAGCGGCUGAGACUUCUGCUCUUCGUGCUUCAUUCCGUCAAGAAGUUGCGGUUUGGCACAAACUUGACCAUCCUAAUGUCACAAAGUUUGUGGGAGCAUCAAUGGGAACAACGAAUUUGAAGAUACCUUCAUCAGCUGAGACACAGAACUCGUUGCCUCAGCGAGCUUGUUGUGUCGUUGUAGAGUAUCUUCCUGGUGGAACGCUUAAGCAGUAUUUGUUCCGAAACAGGCGCAAGAAACUCGCUUUUAAAAUCGUGGUUCAACUCGCUCUCGAUCUUGCCCGAGGGCUAAGUUAUUUGCAUUCGGAGAGGAUUGUUCAUCGCGAUGUGAAAACAGAGAAUAUGCUAUUGGAUUAUCAGAGGAAUUUAAAAAUUGCUGAUUUUGGGGUAGCUAGAGUUGAAGCUCAGAAUCCAAAGGAUAUGACUGGAGAAACUGGAACUCUUGGAUACAUGGCUCCAGAGGUUCUUGAUGGUAAGCCAUACAACAGAAGAUGCGAUGUUUACAGCUUUGGGAUAUGCUUGUGGGAGAUUUAUUGUUGUGACAUGCCUUAUCCUGAUCUCAGCUUUGCUGAUGUCUCUUCUGCUGUUGUUCGUCAGAAUUUGAGACCGGACAUUCCAAGAUGUUGUCCAACAUCGUUGGCCAUCAUAAUGAAGAGAUGUUGGGAAGCAAACCCGGAGAAGCGACCGGAAAUGGAGGAAGUGGUGAAGAUGCUUGAAACUGUUGACACCUCUAAAGGUGGCGGAAUGAUCCCGGAAGAUCAAAGACCUAGUUGUUUCUGUUUUGUCUCUGGUCGUGGUCCGUAAAUUUACCCUUCUUCUUCUACUUACUUACCUUCACAUUGAAUUUUCAAUUUUGGAGCAAUGCUCUGUUUUUUUUUUCUUUCUUUAAUCUCUCAAGGUGAAAAAGGUUUUCAAUUAUAACAAAAAUAUAUUAUAACUAUUCUUUCUGUCACUGUGAUUAUAAAUAUUUUCGUUUGGUCCAA
This is a messenger RNA of Camelina sativa (false flax), 2235 nucleotides long. RefSeq names its product serine/threonine-protein kinase 52. The record is from RefSeq and is a predicted model, not a curated record. Lineage: Eukaryota; Viridiplantae; Streptophyta; Magnoliopsida; Brassicales; Brassicaceae. Gene Ontology annotation, molecular function: ATP binding; protein serine/threonine kinase activity. Gene Ontology annotation, biological process: protein phosphorylation. Gene Ontology annotation, cellular component: plasma membrane.